AUGCGUUUCGCGAAGGAUUCUGAGGCGAUGAUGAAGAGCCUUCGAGACCAGGGAUCACAAUUCCAAAAUUUCGUGAGAGAGAGGCACCUCUACUACGACGGAUGGACGCUCGUCCAUGGACCAACCGGGGAUCCUGACUCGGAGCAUCGAAUAGCCUCCGAGCACAUUGAUGGCGAUGUAAUUAUUGACUUCCUCGAGGGAUACAAGGCAGAGUCUUCUCUGAGAUCACCAUCGUUUGACGGUCUAGACUCAUUUGAUGACUCUGACUGGCCGGUAGGAGAUGAUGAGCUUUAUAUCAAGCAUUGGAUAAACGGUUCGCGAUCCAAACUUCUUGGGGAAAUCACGGAAAUUACGCAGCGAGGCGAAUGGUUCGGCGGCUGGCUGACCAAGCGCCGUCUGAAAGAGGACAGAUUUCUUAAUGCAUGGGAAGCCGGAACUAUGCGACAACUCGGUGGAGAUGACCUCGCACUCCUGCCACGCCGCGUCAUCGCAUAUGCUUUUCGCGAGCGCAAGUUCGUUAUGGUCGACAUUCGUGGAUUGAAGAAGAAGGAUCCUGCACCUCAAAACGUUUUCAAAGAUCUUAAGAUCGACCCGGAUCACAAGCGCAUGGUCAGGUCACUGGUCAAAACGCAUUUUGCGAGGCAAGAAAUUCAGAAGCAUCAGCCUAAUGCCAGCUUAAAUCAGGACCUGAUUCGAGGGAAGGGUUCAGGGUUGGUCAUUCUUUUACAUGGCGUUCCUGGUGUGGGCAAAACAGCCACAGCUGAGGCUGUUGCUCAAGCCAACAACAAGCCCCUCUUUGUCAUCACUUGCGGUGAUCUUGGCUUUACCCCGAAAGAAGUCGACGCCUCUCUCAAGGAUAUUUUUCGCCUGGCUCAUCUUUGGGAUUGUGUUUUGUUACUUGAUGAGGCUGACGUCUUCUUAUCUCGCCGAGAGGUGAGUGACCUGAAGCGAAAUGCCCUCGUCUCAGUAUUUCUCAGAGUCCUCGAAUACUACAGUGGCAUUCUCUUCCUCACUACGAACCGGGUUGGAACCCUAGAUGAGGCCUUUAAAUCGCGCAUCCACGUCAGCCUCUAUUACCCACCGUUGGACAAGGAUCAGACUCUGGCCAUCUUCGAUCUCAAUAUCCGGAAGCUGAAUGAUAUUCAAAGGGCGAAGCAAAUGCUGCAGGUAGAUGGGGAUUCCAGCGCUCUCAGGGAACCGGAGUUGGCAAUUAACCGUGCGUCCAUCAUGGACUAUGCAAAUUGGCACUACGACACCCAUGAGCAGUAUGAGAGAUGGAAUGGUAGACAGAUCCGAAACGCAUUUCAGAUAGCGUACUCUCUUGCACAUUACGAAAUGGAGAGAGACUCACAGGAUCAAUGGGACGAGGAUGUUGAACCGAAUAUCAAGAAGGCUAGCAACGGUCCCCAGGCAACACGUACACUGGACUAUCGGCAGUUCGUUUCUGUCGCCAAGACCAUUGAAAGAUUCGAUGACUACCUCUACGAUGCCAUCGCCUGUACUGAUAUGGACAAUGCUAGGGACAAUGGCCUUCGAGCAGAUGACCACGAUCCCAACAUGAAUCACAGACCUGACUACCAUACGAUCCGCCACGACCCGGUCCACCUCGGCGUGGGUACAGCGGCCAAGGUCUGGCGCAGCGGCCUCGACAUCCAGGUCCCCCCCGACCAAAUUAUCAACCUCCAGAGGAGGAUCCAGAUCUACAACCAAAACAGCGACCAAGGAACUCAGCGGUGCAGCAGAGGGUGA
Aspergillus piperis CBS 112811 is the source of this 1749-nucleotide messenger RNA. Its product is annotated as AAA family ATPase. Gene Ontology annotation, molecular function: ATP binding; ATP hydrolysis activity. The coding region runs from base 1 to 1749 and encodes 582 amino acids. The transcript is spliced from 3 exons. Lineage: Eukaryota; Fungi; Ascomycota; Eurotiomycetes; Eurotiales; Aspergillaceae. The record is from RefSeq and is a predicted model, not a curated record.